Molecule: messenger RNA, 1002 nt
Organism: Odobenus rosmarus divergens (Pacific walrus)
Lineage: Eukaryota; Metazoa; Chordata; Mammalia; Carnivora; Odobenidae
Gene: AWAT2
Product: acyl-CoA wax alcohol acyltransferase 2
Exons: 7
Coding region: 1-1002 (333 amino acids)
Biological process (GO): lipid metabolic process
Cellular component (GO): endoplasmic reticulum membrane
Molecular function (GO): retinol O-fatty-acyltransferase activity
Source: RefSeq, a predicted model, not a curated record
AUGCCCUUGCCCUCCAAGAAGGACCUUAAGAUUGCCCUGGAAGUUUUUGCUCUUUUCCAGUGGAUCUUGAGUGCCUUUAUUAUGGGAGUCACCGCAGGCUUUGUCAGCCUCUACCUGGUGCUGUUCACGCCCUACUGGCCUGUCACUGUGCUCAUUCUCACCUGGCUGGCUUUCGACUGGAAGACCCCCCAGCAAGGUGGCCGCCGGUUAGCCUGUAUAAGGAGAUGGUGCAUAUGGAAACACUACUGUGAUUACUUUCCUCUCAAGCUUUUGAAGACUCAUGAUAUCUCCCCCAACCACAACUACAUCCUUGUGUGCCACCCUCAUGGGCUUUUUUCCCACUCAUGCUUUGGCCACUUUGCCACAGACACCUCCGGCUUCUCCAAGAUCUUUCCUGGUAUCACUCCUUAUGUGCUCACACUGGGAGUCUUAUUCUGGGUGCCGCUUCUCAGAGAUUAUGUCAUGUCUUCAGGGGCCUGCUCUGUGAGUCAAGCCUCCAUGGACUUUCUGCUCACACAUAAAGGCACAGGCAACAUGCUGGUUGUGGUGGUUGGUGGCCUGGCUGAGUGCAGAUACAGCCUGCCAGGCUCUACCACCCUGGUCUUGAAGAAUCGGACUGGCUUUGUACGCAUGGCCCUUCGUCAUGGAGUUCCUCUAAUCCCUGCCUAUGCCUUUGGGGAGACAGACCUCUACGAUCAGUACAUUUUCACUCCUGGGGGCUUGGUGAAUCGCUUCCAGAAGUGGAUGCAGCGUAUGAUACACAUCUACCCUUGUGCUUUCUAUGGGCGUGGCUUCACGAAGAACUCCUGGGGCCUACUGCCCUAUGCCCGGCCUGUAACCACCGUUGUCGGGAAGCCACUACCACUGCCCAAGAUUGAGAACCCGAGCCAGGAGACGGUGGCUAGGUACCACGCACUCUAUAUCGAUGCCCUAUGCAAACUCUAUGACCAGCAUAAGACCAAGUAUGGCAUCUCAGAGACCCAAGAACUGGUGAUCACUUGA